GCCAGGCCAUUGUUUUCUGUCUCUACAGCGGAACUGGUCAGGGGGGAGAGAGAGAAAAGAUCCCAUAUCUGCUGCAAAACAUUUUUCCGUCUUUAGUCAGUCUCACGUGUAUGUCGUAUUGUCGUAAGGAGCAUGGCUGUUGGCAUUAGGACUCCUGCAUUGUUGCCAUGAGUGUACCACCACAGCUUGGUCAACAUCGUAUAUCUGGAUUUUUAGAUUCUUUUGCUUAUAUUUCGCAAGUAUGCUGCUGAUUUUUCUACUCAUGCUGACUUUUUGUAAUGCAGAACAUCAAACUUUGUGUACCUCCAACACCUGUUUCACUCUACACUUGAAUGGGCUUUCAUUUGAGGAGGCCUACAAGAACUGUGAUGACAAUGGCGGCUAUCUAGUGACGAUAAGAAGCAAAGAGGAGGAAGACACACUCCGGAUGGUUCUAUCACAAAUUUCACCACAGGAAAAGCCUUUUAAAAUCCGCAUUGGUCUGAAAGUGGAUAAAGGAAGUUGUGUGAUAUCCAACGCGCUACUGAAAGGAUUCAAAUGGGUUUCAGGUGCACAGGAUUCCCAGUAUUCAAAUUGGGGAAAGGAGCCACCAUCCACUUGUCAUGAAAGAUGUGUCCAUAUCCACUAUAACCCAGUGGGUGACAAUAACUUGAAAUGGUUUGAUAGCAGCUGCAAUAAAGUUUGGCCUUAUGUGUGCAAGUUUUACUUCAGAGGAAUGUGCACAGCUUUGACAAAUUUGGGACAUGGACAAAUAACCUACACUGUGCCAUUUUCAAGGGAAUCUCAAAGUUACCAGAUGCAGUCGCUGCCAGUUGGGACCUAUGCUGAUAUUACAUGUGAUGGCCAAGACCCUUUCUACUCUUUGUGCAGUAAAACACAUGAAAACAUUUAUGCGUGGACAAAACCUGGUCCUUUUUGCCAGAAGAACAGGAGUUGUGCUAUCAAAAAUGGCGGAUGUGAACACGUUUGCAAUCAGGAAGAAAAAGAAUUGAUUUGCUCAUGUAAUAACGAUUAUGAACUUAAUGAAGAUGGACUUUCUUGUAGGUUGAAAAACAUGUGCUUUGAAGACACCUGCCAGCAUCAGUGCAUCAUGGGAAAAAUGGGGUUCACCUGCCUGUGUCCGCAGGGGAUGGAACUAAGCUCGGAUCAGCGCACCUGCUUGGACAUUGAUGAAUGUGUUAACUCCAUAUGUGAACAGACCUGCUUGAAUAGCAUUGGGUCAUUUUCUUGUUUAUGCAGUAAUGGUUUUGACUUGUCUAAAGAUGGUUAUUCAUGUGAAGACAUUAAUGAAUGCUUGAAUGAUACUUGUGAAUUUGAAUGUGUUAACACCGAAGGGAGCUUUUUGUGUGCAUGUCCGAAUGGCUACCAAAUGGACCGCAAUGGAGUGUGCUUUGUCAUUGAUGUUUCUUCGGAAUCUCUUCCAGAAUCUCUUCCAGAAUCUCCAUCAGAGUCGUCAACUGUUUUGGAUGUCCAGGAAAAUUUUACUAAGUCUUUGAGCAACACAGUUGAACUACAACACGAAUCUCCACACACAAACGCACCAUCUCCAGACUUUAAUGAUACCCACCAUCGCAACCUAGUGGAUAAGUCUCUAGCCACAAGUCCAAGCAAAUCCACCAAUAACAGAGUAAUCAUCUGCGUUCUUGGGUCUGUCAUCCCGUUGGUGGUUCUCGUGGCUAUUACUGUGGGUAUUUUGGUUGUUAGAUGCAGUCAGGUCAAAAAAGAAGCCAAGAAGAAUACUACAGCAGAUGGUUACUGCUGGGUGUCCUCAGGUUUGGACCCUCGUUUGGAGAAACUGUAUGAGUCUAUCCCCACAGAUGACCUACUACUGCGUUACAACAUGGCCUAUCUGCACCGGCUCUCACUGACAUUGAAAGGAAUACCAAUGAGUUUUUGGCUGGCUUUGCUUUCUUUUGCCAUUGAGCAGACUGAUUGCUGUAGACCUCACUGCACUGGAAGCUAUUGUGUAACCGUCCACAGAGUCAAAGUGGAUUUUGAGUCAGCUGAUGAAAUUUGCCGGAGAAGCAAAGGGGAGCUGCUCUCACCUGUGCAAAAUGACGACAUCUUUUACACACUAGAUUAUGGAAGCUAUGGCAACUUCUGGAUUGGACUAAGUUUAUCAGACGGAACGUGCAGUAACCUUUCCGCUCCACUUAGAGGUUACAAGUGGAAUGGUCAGAGUUCAAAUGUUUCGUUCAACUUCUGGAAAGACAGUGCCCAAGUGUGCUCUCCACGCUGCGUGUCAACAUCCCACGACCUUGAGUGGACAGAAAGACUGUGCGUAGACGAAAUAGAUGGCUUUUUGUGCAGGACUGACCACGAGCAUGCAUGCCAAAUCCAAGAAUUAACAGAUUAUUUUAGAAGUGCUAGUGGUUGCUCAGACAGCCCUUGUGAGCAUUACUGUACCGUGGUGAAAGAUGGAUACAGAUGUUCUUGUUACGAAGGUUAUGCCCCAGACACCGAAGAUCCAAGAAGAUGCAAACUUCACUGCGCUAAAGAGAAAUGCCCCCCCGUGUGUGACAAAAUAGACAAUUCGGUUUGCUCCUGCCCUGAUGGAUAUAUAAAGAAUGAACAUGUAUGCGAGGACAUAGAUGAAUGUGAGAUGCGGCAGUGUGAGCAAAAGUGUAAAAACUCAUUUGGGAGUUUUAAAUGUUCUUGUUAUAAAGGAUUUAUUCUGAAAGAUCAAGUUAAAUGCAUGCCAACUACAGAAGACAGUGGAUAUGUGAACUUUACUACGGCAAUAGUUCCAGCCUUUGUCAAACCAGCGCUUAAAAACAGUACACUGAAGGGCUCCUCUCUGUCCACAGGAGGGUUUAUCUGGCUGUGGAUCUGCGUAGCCAUGCUAGUGAUUGUUUUUAUAUGUGUCGUCAGGUGGUAUGCCCUGAAGAGGCAGAAGAGGGCGCAGCAAAACUCCACACAACAAGCGACUGUCACUCAGGGGAUCAGUACUCAGUGUUAGAACUAUAAAGCCUAUUUUAUUAGAACGCAU
Periophthalmus magnuspinnatus is the source of this 2989-nucleotide messenger RNA. Its product is annotated as complement component C1q receptor. Bases 242 to 2959 code for a protein of 905 amino acids. NCBI's taxonomy places the organism in Eukaryota, Metazoa, Chordata, Actinopteri, Gobiiformes, Gobiidae. Gene Ontology annotation, molecular function: calcium ion binding; transmembrane signaling receptor activity. Gene Ontology annotation, cellular component: membrane. The record is from RefSeq and is a predicted model, not a curated record. The transcript is spliced from 2 exons.